AUGUCGGAAAAAUCAAAGAAAAUACAAUGUCGAAUGUUUACAGAAGCAAAUAGGCAGCACAUUUUCAGCCAAUUUUGGCAAAAUAUGACCUGGCCUGAAAAGAAAAUUUACGUUUCAAACCUUGUAGACACUAUGGCUCCAAAAGAUUUAAAAAUCCAAAUCAAUCAGAUUUCAAGACGUUCCAAGACAUUUUUAUGCUAUUUGAAGAAAAAUGGUGUUCGCCUAACAGUCUGUCAGGUUAUGUUCAUUAAUACUUUAAACCUGGGAACUUGGUCUUUGCGUAACUGGGUAACUCCAAGUGAGGAACUUGAUAUCGAACAUCCUGAUAAUGUAGAAGUUACUUUGCAUCAAAGAAAUAGGAUCAAUACUAGACAUGAAUCAGAUAGAAUCGGAUUAAGGACAUUUUUAAUGAAAUUACCAAAAAUGGAAUCUCAUUAUUGUAGAGUUUCAUUGAGUAAGAAAUAUUUGGAGCCAAUUUGGCAAAGCAAAGCUGCAUUGUACAGAAAUUAUGUUGAAUACUGCGAAGACAAGAUCAUUAAGGCUCUUUCCUUAAAGACUUUUCAUGAAGAGUUUACUUUAAAUAAUUUAGGUUUAUAUUCUCCAAAAAAAGAUCAAUGUGACCUUUGUGUCUCAUAUAAGGCUGGGAACGUCGAUGUGCAGUUAUACAAUCACCACAUUUCUAAGAAAAAUAGAGCACGUGGUGAAAAAUCAUCGGAUAAAAAAGGGGAAGAAAUUAUUUUGUAUAGUGAUGGAUGCUUCGCUAAAAAUAAAAACGUUACUUUGUCAAACGCCCUGUUGAAUCUAGCGAUAAACAAGAGCAUAAUUAUUACUCAAAAAUACUUGGUAAGUGGUCAUACCCAGAUGGAGUGCGACAGCAUGCACUCCACAAUUGAGCGAAGAAUUCGUAAUAGAGAAAUUUAUUCGCCUGCAGGGUAUAUUGCCGCUUGUAAAUCGGCACGUCUAAAUCCAAGACCCUAUCAAGUUAAAUAUUUAAAUCAUAGAUAUUUUAAAAAUUUUGCUGCACUAAAGUACCACACUUUCAUUCGUCCUGGAUAUAAAACAGGAGAUCCUACUGUUAAUGAUUUGUGUGCCAUACAAUGCAGACCUGAUGGAAAGCUAUACUACAAAUUGAAUUUUGACGAUGAUUGGAUGGCAUUGGAAAAGAGAUUAAGUAGAAAAAGUCAAGAGAUCGGUAAUACAGUUCCUCUUUAUGAAAAUCAACUACCAAUUAAAAAAAGUAAAUACGACCAUUUACAGCAAUUAAAAGAAGUAAUACCUGCGGACUAUCAUCUUUUUUAUGAUACCUUACCCUUUGAAGCUGAUUAA
Psylliodes chrysocephalus is the source of this 1326-nucleotide messenger RNA. NCBI's taxonomy places the organism in Eukaryota, Metazoa, Arthropoda, Insecta, Coleoptera, Chrysomelidae. The record is from the annotation of a GenBank genome assembly.